GGGGUGGGGGGAGGACAGGAGGGGAGGAGGAGGGAGGGGGGACCCCCGAGUCACCCCCUCUCCUCCCCCCGCCCCCCCGGCUCCAUCCUCCGCCGCCGCCCGAGCAGCUGCGGGCCGCCACUGCCGCCUUUGCAGGCUGAGUCAUCACUAGAGAGUGGGAAGGGCAGCAGCAGCAGAGAAUCCAAACCCCAAAGCUGAUACCACAGAGCACCGUUUCUCCAAGUUGGGGGCUGGUGGGGAGCCAUCAUGAGCGAUGUUACCAUUGUGAAAGAAGGCUGGGUUCAGAAGAGGGGAGAAUAUAUAAAAAACUGGAGGCCAAGAUACUUCCUCUUGAAGACAGAUGGCUCAUUCAUAGGAUAUAAAGAGAAACCUCAAGACGUGGACUUACCUUAUCCCCUCAACAACUUCUCAGUGGCAAAAUGCCAGUUAAUGAAAACAGAACGACCAAAGCCAAACACAUUUAUUAUCAGAUGCCUCCAGUGGACCACCGUUAUAGAGAGAACGUUUCAUGUAGACACGCCAGAGGAAAGGGAAGAAUGGACAGAGGCUAUUCAGGCUGUGGCAGACAGACUUCAGAGGCAAGAAGAGGAGAGAAUGAACUGCAGCCCGACCUCACAAAUUGACAACAUCGGGGAGGAGGAGAUGGACGCGUCUACAACCCAUCAUAAAAGAAAGACAAUGAAUGAUUUUGACUAUUUGAAACUACUAGGUAAAGGCACUUUUGGGAAAGUUAUUUUGGUUCGAGAGAAAGCAAGUGGGAAAUACUAUGCUAUGAAGAUUCUGAAGAAAGAAGUUAUUAUUGCAAAGGAUGAGGUGGCACACACUCUCACGGAAAGCAGAGUACUAAAGAACACUAGACAUCCCUUUUUAACGUCCUUGAAAUAUUCCUUCCAGACUAAAGACCGUUUGUGUUUUGUGAUGGAAUAUGUUAAUGGUGGAGAGCUGUUUUUCCAUUUGUCGAGAGAGCGGGUGUUCUCCGAGGACCGCACGCGCUUCUACGGCGCGGAGAUCGUCUCGGCCUUGGACUACCUGCAUUCCGGGAAGAUUGUGUACCGGGAUCUCAAGUUGGAGAAUUUGAUGCUGGAUAAAGAUGGCCACAUAAAAAUUACAGAUUUCGGGCUUUGCAAAGAAGGGAUCACGGAUGCAGCCACGAUGAAGACGUUCUGUGGGACACCGGAGUACCUGGCCCCGGAGGUGCUGGAGGACAACGACUACGGCCGGGCCGUGGACUGGUGGGGCCUGGGCGUCGUCAUGUAUGAGAUGAUGUGUGGGAGGCUCCCUUUCUACAACCAGGACCACGAGAAACUUUUUGAACUAAUACUGAUGGAAGACAUUAAAUUUCCUCGAACACUCUCUUCAGAUGCAAAAUCGCUGCUUUCAGGGCUCUUGAUAAAGGAUCCAAAUAAGCGCCUUGGCGGAGGGCCAGACGAUGCAAAAGAAAUCAUGAGACACAGUUUCUUCUCGGGAGUGAACUGGCAAGACGUGUAUGAUAAAAAGCUUGUACCUCCUUUUAAGCCUCAAGUAACAUCUGAGACAGACACCAGAUAUUUUGAUGAAGAAUUUACAGCUCAGACUAUUACCAUAACACCACCUGAAAAAUACGACGAGGACGGCAUGGACUGCGUGGACAACGAGCGGCGGCCGCACUUCCCGCAGUUCUCCUACUCGGCCAGCGGACGCGAGUAAGCCUCUCUCACGCCGCCACUUCACCGUCACCUUGGGUUGGUCACUGAGAACAGUUCCCGGACAUCACCCCGGUCCUCGCCCUGACAGACGGCAGGAGCGCCCACAGCCACGCGGACCGGUCCCAGGUCUUCGCCCCUCGCCGCCUCUCGCCCACCCGAGAACACCCAUAACGCAGAUCCACUCGACUUUUCGUUUUUGCAUGAACUUGUAUCUCAGUCUAAGGUCUCAUGCUGUUGCUGCUGCUGUCUUACUAUUAUAGCAACUUUAAGAGGUAACUUUACAAUCUGGGGAAGUCAUGAGCCCUCCACGAUCCGUUUGUGCACCAACCGCAUCUUCUGACCUUUCCGUUUCCGUUUUCCCCUGACAGUGAAGGAUAAGUGAGAUACACUGAUUCUAGGUACACUUUCUAACUUUCUAGAAGAGAAAUCAAAAACUAAUUAGACUGAGAAGAUUUAGUGCAUAGUCCAGAACAAGCAAUUGUGGAAGGGUGGUGGUGUGCAUAUGCAGGUUUUAGCGGAGCAUCUCAGAGCAGUGCAUAAAGCAAGCAUCUAUCACUAAGAUCUGGCUGAAAUGCAUUAGGAAGCGCUGGCGGGAAGGACUGAACACCUGCGGAGAUACAUGUCCGUGUAUCUCGCUGUGUAUUUAAACUCCCGUCGGAGACUGCAGAGGAAGCUGGCGUUCCCCGCGGACGUCACGGGCUCCGCGCGGAAGGAAGCAAGCGCGUGCACCGCCGAGCCGCCGCCCGACGAGGGCCUGUGGCAGGCUUGGCACCAGAGAGCCUUUUCCCCCCUGUGCUUGGGAACCUCUUUCCUUGAUAAUAUUUAUCGCCUCUGAUGGCUGAAGAAUGUAGACAGGUGUAAUGAUCCUGCUUCUCACCAAAAUCUGUACACCAAGGGAAACAGCGUUUGCCGUAUUUGCUUUGAUUUUUAAUUUCAGUUCUGCGGGAGUGAGCUUUUUCUCAGAUGUCAGAACUUUGAAUGUCCUGUUACGAUUUUGUUUCUAUCGCAGUAGUAUUUAUUUUUUAGUGAUGAGCAUCUGUGUCAUGUUAGCCAAUGCAGCUCCAACUUCCAUAAAACAGACGUACUGCAGUUUCUUUUGACCCACGUGCGGGAAUGCACACGUGAGGAGAUUCAUGCACUUUUUUCUCCUUUGUGACACAAUGGGGACGAGGCUCUGAAGUUGUACACAUUGUCUAGAAUUUGGCUUUGGGAGGAGACAUGCUGUCAUCUAACCCCUUGGUGCUACAAAUGAGGAAGCCCCCAACUGCCCAGGCCAAGGGGUGAGCGGAGCAACUGGGUGGUGGCGUUCCCUCGUUUGAGAACUGAGAUGUCAUGACAGCCUGACGACAUAAUGAGAUGAAGAAAAUUGAGACCCAGACGAUGAUAAAUGAACCGACUUGGCAAAAUAAACACAUCCCAAGUGUUUCCGGAGUAGGCGGGCAGAGAUGAGAACCCGGUGUGUUUAUUCCGGUCCUGGUACAUUUAUCACUGAGUUAAGCCAUCAGGGAAACAAAACAAAACGAAACAAAAAGAACACCUCCAGCUUUUCUUUUUCUGUAUAUACUCACGUCCCCGAGUUCCAACAUUUCUCACUGAACGGGGACACGUAUGCAAACCUCAUCUUUCUCCUUCAUUGACGACGAUCUUCAGAUUAAACCCUUUGGUGCUAGGAGCUGACGUUUUCCAAAGCAGCCUAUGAGAUCCGGGGGCUGGGGCCCUCCUGGCGGCAGGCGGGGGGGCCGGUGGCCCCGUGGAGUGACCAUGGAGAUGUGUCUUAGGUAAACUAUCUGACAGCUCCCAAAUGGAAGACCACAGAGCGAUGUAGUGUUGUGAUGGCAUCACUGGAUGAAAGAGCAAGUGACUUUCCGAGCGGGACGAGUCAUACUCUCAUGCAGAUGUCUUAGCCUCUGAGCGCCGGGAGUGUGGGUUCACAGCCAGGAAGCCACUGCUGGCGGUGGGCGGGCCGCUGGGACUGCCGGGGGCUAACGGGCAUUCUACUAAGGCAGCUAAGACAUAUUCAGACAUAGGUCUUAUCCUAGUUUCUCAUAUCUCUACCUGAGUGAAGUUCACCCUUAGUACUGAGUAGGAAGUUCCAGUAAACGGCAGUUCACUCUUACACAUAUCGCUCAGCUUUUUUUUUCCCACUUGGAAUUAUGUUGAAUGUUUCACCGUGACAAGAAAGUAGACUAGAAGGUAUGUCUUGUAAGUUGUCUUGCAUUCAUUUUCUAAGAAAGAAACAGAUGGGAGGAGGGGGAGAGAGCUGAGACUGGCUGCUCACAGCAUGGGGUCUGUUCAAGGGGAGGCGUGGCACCCGACACUGAGCGCAUCAGCAGGUUUGGUUUGGUUUUGUUUUUUGUUUUUUUUUUUGGUCUGUUUGUUUUUUGGGUUUGUUUUUUUUUCCAAACCUUAAAGUGAUUUCCAUGACCUUGGCCAAGGACGCAGCGUCAAGAUUGGUGACAGCGUUGGCAGUGCCCCAGGCUGGCCACUCCUCGCAGCUGGCUCUCAGCCCCCUGCCCCUGAUGGGGGCUCCACCGUCCCCGCCCCAGGAUUCUGUGCAAGUCCAGCCGGUGUUUACUUGGCUUCGACCUUGAGAAUCGUCCCUUCCCCUCACUCCCAGGUGUCAGUCAGCUGGCGUGGAGGCGGGAGAGAGAGACAGGAAUGUGUCGGGGAGGCUUCUCGAGCUUCCCCUGUGUCUGCCCGUAGCUGUCGUUUGGGUCCCGGCCGGCAGAGAGGCCCGGACCCCGGCAUCGUUCUAGCAGAACGCAGCUCCCACGGUGCAGACUCCACCUUGACCUGCGGAGCGGCCGUGACGUCUGCCCUCGCGGGGACAACGGGCCACUUCCGCGCGGCGUUUCGGCAGGGUGGCCCACAGCUUUGCUUUACACACUAAUGCCAUAGCAUCAUCCCAGUAUUGUUUUCCAUUUCCCACACCUGGUUUCCGGCUUCUUAGAGCUGACUGUUCUCGCAGGGGCCACUUGCUUCUCCUAGAGUACAAACCAAGGUAAGGGCCUUCCUUACUAACUGCAGGGUCUAUAUACCACACCUCAGCGUACACACUUUGCUGCUACGUUUGUACUGUCUUCAGUAGAACUUCCUGACCUUGCUCCCGGUAGUGCAUUACAGGCAAGCAUGAAAUGUAAAGUAUUUAUUUAAAUAAAAAGAAAACCUCUAAAUUGGUCAUUGAAUUACCUCCCUGUAGCUUUAUAGUUUGUGACAUUUCUUGACUUCUUUCAUUAGAUCCACGCAAGAUCUAGUCAUCUGGGUAAGGAUUUUAAGCGGACGCAACCAUGAACCCAAGAAACUGUAUUACUCUUACCGUUGGUCAUACUAAAACUGUUUAUUUCCUGAAGCAUAUGACCCACAAGGAUGUGAAAUAAACUACAAGAAACUGUUUUUGUACACUGUACAUCCUUAGUAUUUUUACACGUAUAUGAUAGGGUGCACAUUAUUUUCCUCGUACAGACAGCUCAAAUAAAGCACUAUGUCAAUCUG
Molecule: messenger RNA, 5177 nt
Organism: Phyllostomus hastatus (greater spear-nosed bat)
Lineage: Eukaryota; Metazoa; Chordata; Mammalia; Chiroptera; Phyllostomidae
Gene: AKT3
Product: AKT serine/threonine kinase 3
Exons: 14
Coding region: 247-1686 (479 amino acids)
Biological process (GO): protein phosphorylation
Molecular function (GO): protein serine/threonine kinase activity; ATP binding
Source: RefSeq, a predicted model, not a curated record